CCUCUUUAUCUCCAACAUGGAUGCUUUUCACGGGAUUUUAAAAUCUAUCCUCAACCAGAAAACUGUUAUUGGCUACAGCUUCUUGGCUCUGCUGACCCUGGGAAGUGAGCGUCUCUUUUCCCUUGUGGCAUUUAAGUGCCCCUGCAGCACUGAGAAUGUGGUCUACGGGCUGGUUUUCCUUUUUGCUCCCGCUUGGGUGUUACUAAUCCUGGGAUUCUUUCUGAACGGCAGGUCGUGGAGACUCUUCACAGGCUGCUGCGUGAAUCCCAGGAAAAUCUUCCCCAGGGGCCACAGCUGCCGCUUCUUCUAUGUCCUUGGCCAGAUCACUCUGAGUUCACUGGUGGCUCCAGUGAUGUGGCUGUCUGUGGCUUUGCUCAAUGGGACUUUUUAUGAAUGUGCCAUGAGCGGGACGAAAAGUUCAAGACUCCUGGGACUGAUCUGUGAGGGCAAGCCCAAAGAAUGCUGGGAAGAACUUUACAAAGUAUCAUGUGGCAAAACCAGCAUGACACCCAUGGACACCGAAGAACUGAAACUGUCCCUGCAAGCCCAGUCUCAGAUUCUAGGAUGGUGCCUGAUUUGUUCAGCAUCUUUUUUCUCUCUGCUCACCACUUGUUAUGCUCGCUGCCGAUCUAAAGUAAGCUACCUUCAGAUGAGUUUUUGGAAGACAUAUGCCCAAAAGGAGAAGGAGCAGUUGGAAAAAGUGUUCCUGGACUAUGCCAACAAGUUGAGUGAGAGAAAUCUGAAAUGUUUUUUUGAAAAUAAGAGGCCAGAUGUCUUCCCCAUGCCUACUUUUGCAGCCUGGGAGGCUGCUUCACAGCUGCAUUCUUUCCACCAAAGCCAGCAACACUACAGCACCCUCCAUAGGGUGGUGGAGGAUGGACUGGAACUCAGCCCUGAGGACGACGAAACUGCAAUGGUCCUUGUGGGUACUGCCCACAAUGUGUAGCGCACCUGCUGUCACUGAUUCACGGUGUCCA
Messenger RNA from Pteropus alecto (black flying fox), 977 nucleotides. RefSeq names its product calcium homeostasis modulator family member 5 (gene CALHM5). Bases 17 to 946 code for a protein of 309 amino acids. The record is from RefSeq and is a predicted model, not a curated record. Gene Ontology annotation, molecular function: monoatomic cation channel activity. NCBI's taxonomy places the organism in Eukaryota, Metazoa, Chordata, Mammalia, Chiroptera, Pteropodidae. The transcript has 2 exons.